UGUCAAUAACUAGAAUGUGUGUCAGUACCAGACUGAGGCAAAAACGAGCACUUUUCUUCUAACUUGUACGUAUAGUUAGUUAGUAAGUAAUUAAUUAAAGAAAGAAAGGUCAACAAAAUAAGUAACUAUGGAGUCACACAGAGCCUGCAUGAGUCACUCCUAACUUGCUAGCUGGCGUUGUGAAACAGCUGCUUAAGCAGACUAGCAUGCUAACAGGGUUAGCGUUCGGUUAAUGAUUUGCUUACGUAAUUCAUUUUAUGAAGGAAAAAACAAACAAACAAACAAAAAAAAAAGAGUGAAAGAACGCAGAUGAGAGAACAUGCCACCGCUGAAGUUCUGCGCCAAUGUCUCCUGGCUGUUCACGGAGCUGCCCGAGGUGAGGGAGAGACUGCGAGCAGCUGCGUGUGCAGGUUUCCAGGCUGUGGAGGCGGCUUGGCUGGACGGCUGUGACCUCAGAGAGCUCCAGAAAGUCCGAGAGGAAACAGGGCUGCAGGUGGCUCUUAUUAACACUCCUCCGGGUGAUGUACAGAAUGGUGAGCUGGGCCUGGGUGCUGUGCCAGGGAGAGAGCAGGAUUUCAGACAGGGUUUGGCUCAGGCUGUACAAUAUGCUAAAGCACUGGACUGCAAGAGGAUCCACGUGAUGGCAGGGCGAGUACCUGUAGGGGCACAGCUGUCUGACAUUGGUGUGGAAAUGGAAACCACCUUUGUGCAGAACCUGAAACAUGCUGCUGAUAUUCUAUCAAAGGAAUGCAUUAUGGGAUUGAUUGAGCCCAUCAACACAAGGAUAACCGACCCUCGAUACUUCCUGGACUCGCCACAUCAGGCGGCUGCAAUCCUUCAGAAAGUUGACCAUCCAAACAUCAAGCUGCAAAUGGUCACAUCCAGAUUGCUCAAGUCCCUGAUCGCCAUGAACCUGAUAGUCCUGGGGAGAUCAACUUUCCUUACAUCUUUAAGCUGCUGGAGGAACUGGGCUAUCAGGGAUUUGUGGGCUGUGAAUACAAACCUCUGGGUUCCACAGAAGGUGGCCUGGGCUGGGUGCAAAAAUACCGGGACAGUAAACAUUGACGAGUCACAAUAUCCGAAACCACACCAUCACUACUCUUGUGCACUGAUUUUGUACAUGUCUAUAAUCCAAGAAAGCACCACAACAGGUAACUUCCAAAAGAAGUACCAUAAUUCAUAUGGAAUAGCCAUAAUGAAUAUCCAAACCGUGGAUUGAUGACCGCUUUAGGACGCAUCCACAGUGGUGUGAUGGUGAAACUGGUGCUCCAGACAAAGUGAUGGAUGAUUGUGAUUUGAUUGACCUGUUUUAAUAAAAGUCACUGUGCACUGUU
Messenger RNA from Neoarius graeffei (lesser salmon catfish), 1334 nucleotides. It is a transcript of the gene hyi, whose product is annotated as hydroxypyruvate isomerase. Lineage: Eukaryota; Metazoa; Chordata; Actinopteri; Siluriformes; Ariidae. The coding region runs from base 320 to 1219 and encodes 299 amino acids. Gene Ontology annotation, molecular function: hydroxypyruvate isomerase activity. Gene Ontology annotation, biological process: glyoxylate metabolic process. The record is from RefSeq and is a predicted model, not a curated record. The transcript is spliced from 7 exons.